CGGACAGUGUGUGUGUCGUGCCGGGUACGACGGUCCGUUCUGCUACGCCAUCAUUCCGUCGCAGGUCAUCAACGGCGGCAAAGCGAACCAGCCCGGGACCCAAGCUGGGCUGAUCACCAUCUGCGUGCUCAUGCUUGUGGCGCUCUUGGCAUACUUUGGUUUUCUUGCUUGGCGCCGCGGGACCGGUCGUGAUCCAGACGACUUUCUGGCGUCAGGCCCAACGGCGCACCGGGAGCAUCGGCCGGUCUGGAUGGCUCGAGCCCCAUGCACACGUACCCGUCUACUGACGCAUCUAACGCCAAGCCAGCAGACACAUCGCUGCAGCCCGCUUCAGCGGGGGUCGGCACCGCAUCAUUGCCGCCAUCUGCUGCCGAGCCGGCCGUCCUCACCGACGAACCCGAGAGCGCUCCAACGGCCGUCGACUCGCUCGGUGUCAACGAUGCCGGUGACUCGGGCGGGCCAGGCCCAGACUCACUCGGCGUCGGACCGGCGGCUGGUCUGGGCUCGCACUCGGACUCAGGCCCGCCGCCUGCUGCCGCUAGGUCAGUCGCUGCGGGAGGCACCGUUGCAGGAGGCAUGGCUAUCACCACCGGCGCCGCUGCAAGCUCCAGCUCUGCCACGGGUAUGGCGACGACUGCCUCUGUAGCCGAGACGGCUGCGGCUUCAGCCGCAGGCACUGUACCGGCCAGCGCGUCACCGGACGACCCUACGCCUGAGCAGCUGCAGCUGCUUGAGAGCACGCUUCUGGAGCGCGACCUCGCGCUGGUGUUUGCGAUGGACGAGUGCGUGGCGAGCCGACCGGCCAAGUUUGCCAUCAAGCUGGCCAAGGCCAUGGUGUGCGUGUUUGAGGAGCAGGGCUCGUGCAUGCGGCUCGUCCGCAAGACCAUCCAAUUCGAGGUCAACAAGACGUCGUCGUCGGCGUCGCUCUCGUCGGCCGUCUUCCUUGACGACCUACUCACGACCGAGAUUGUCGUGGCGCAUGCGAACCACAUGGCACACAUGGCGCUUGCCGACUGGCUGGCGUCGUUUGCCGAGCAGCUGGCCGAGGCUGGACCCAUCGAGCUCGACCCGGCCAAGGUGAGCAAGGCUGAGGCCGCAACGGCGGCAACCAAGGCCAUGGAGCUCGCCAUGGCCUUCAUCCAGUCGGCCACGCAGGUGGCAGCCGAAUGGUCACCCUCUCUCCGCCACGUCUUCAAGUUUGUCCACUCGGCCGUUGGCCCGGCCAAUCGGGCCGAGGAAGUCGGCCGCAUAGUCUUUGACCGCGUGCUCUUUGUCAACCUCCUCAACACCGAGCGAGUCAAAAGCAACAAGAUGCUCAAGAACUCCGUCAAAGUUCUUGCCAAGGUCGUCAAGACAACCUACCGCCACAAGCCGCUCUCGUACCCUUCCCCCGCCUCGGUGGCCAAGGCUGUGGCGACAUGGGCCGACAACACUCGCCCAGCCACCGAAGCCUUCCUUGCCCUUCUCGUCGACGUGUCAGACGACUCGAUCGUCGAGGUCGUGCGCCAGGUCGACGACGAGCGCAAGCGCCUCCACCUCAUCAACGCCUACCGCAUCCUCGCCGACAUGCAGCCUGACAUGACCGGCAAGUACUCGGACGACUUCCGCGGCAAGUUCAACCUUCGCGAGUUUAACCGUCACGCACAGCUGUUGCUCAAGGUCAAGAAGAUCAUGGGCCAAGAAUGAACAUAAGAGGAAGCUA
Thecamonas trahens ATCC 50062 is the source of this 1702-nucleotide messenger RNA. RefSeq lists its product as uncharacterized. The transcript has a single exon. Bases 265 to 1686 code for a protein of 473 amino acids. Lineage: Eukaryota; Apusomonadida; Apusomonadidae. The record is from RefSeq and is a predicted model, not a curated record.